Meleagris gallopavo (turkey) is the source of this 6039-nucleotide messenger RNA. NCBI's taxonomy places the organism in Eukaryota, Metazoa, Chordata, Aves, Galliformes, Phasianidae. The record is from RefSeq and is a predicted model, not a curated record.
UGUUCUGUGCUUGAAAUACAGCUUCUGACUAUGGUAUGAAACUGCCAAUCCUGCGGUCCAAUGCAGAAGAUCAGAUCCUGUACCAGACAGAGCGUUACAAUGAGGAAACCUUUGGCUAUGAAGUUCCCAUCAAAGAAGAGGGUGACUACGUGUUGGUGUUGAAGUUUGCAGAGGUCUAUUUUGCACAGUCUCAACAGAAGGUGUUUGAUGUUCGCUUGAAUGGCCACGUCGUGGUGAAGGACUUGGACAUUUUUGACAGAGUUGGACAUAGCACGGCUCAUGAUGAGAUCAUUCCCAUGAGUAUCAAAAAGGGAAAACUGAGUGUCCAGGGAGAGGUUUCAACGUUCACAGGAAAGCUUCAUAUUGAGUUUGUAAAGGGCUACUAUGACAAUCCGAAAAUCUGUGCCCUGUACAUCCUGCAAGGAACAGUAGAAGAUGUUCCAAAGCUGCAACCACACCCAGGUCUGGAGAAAAAAGAGGACGACGACGAUGAGGAUGAAUAUGAUGAUGGUUCCAGCGUUAAAAAACAGGCAAAUAAGAACCGGGUUCAAUCAGGCCCACGCACACCAAACCCCUAUGCCUCAGACAACAGCAGCCUCAUGUUCCCUAUAUUGGUGGCCUUUGGUGUCUUCAUUCCUACCCUCUUCUGCCUCUGCCGGUUGUGAGAGCCCUACAGAGCAUCAGCCAAGGGGCUGGGAGGGAAGGAGUUGGACCAAACACGGUUGCUUUCAAUUUCUCCAUAUUGUUCAUAAUUUAAGGAAAACAAACAAACAAAAAAAAAAGGUGAUUCAUUUUGGAGUGAAUAGCAGGUCCAGGUAAGAGGAAGAAGCUUACCUUCCCCUUGCCAGCAAGCAGCAAGGCCCUUGCCUUCCCCGUCGCACCAUGUGCAGCCUCUGAUCCUCCCUGGGGCAUCCAAGAGUGAACUGAGUCCUGGCUGGCUGUGUGUUGGGCUAUUGGAAGCUGAUGGUAGCAGUCCUGGGCCACAUCCCAUACUGAAAGAAAGCUGUGUGCUGCGAGAUCUCUGCCUUUGCUGGGUGGAAUACAGUUCCCUAAGCCGGGAAGCAGCUCUUAUGACAAGGCCUGGGUACAUGUUUUGUCCAGGAGCACGGAAGUGUUGUGGUGCUGUUGGGUGACUAGCAACUAUGGAGAACAAAGGCUGGUUCUUCAGUAUCUCCCGGAAUGUGCAGCACGAUGUAUGGUACUCACCUGCGUAAAGAUACCGAGGCUCCAGCUGGCCACUCAGCCUCUGUGGAGAUGUUUCCCUUCCUAAGAGUGCAGACUGUGCCAGGAGAGGAGGAAUUUAUCUGGCCUGAUUUCCUGCACCAGUUGGGAGAGACUUUCCUAGUCUGACAAUUGUAAUGUUAGAUCCAUUGAAGAGGGAUUCCGCUGUAGCCUGCAAAAGGCACACGUUUGCAUCUGAUCAGAUGCACUUGUUUUCUGUAUUGAUUAUGGCUUUUGUUUCCUUUAGUAUUGUUUUAUUUUAAAAGGUUCAUUUUAAGCCCAGUUUCUUAUUUUGCCCCUUUUAGCAAGUGACCUGUCAUCAGAAGAAGCUAAGAAUCAAAUGGCCUAACGAGGAGGUCCUUGUUCCUUCAGCUUCCUACCAAUCAGUUCCCCUGCUGCCCUGUGACACAGGACAGAGUGGAGCAACCCUGGGGAUGCUCCUGAGAGCUUUCACUGUUGAACAGACCAGACCUGCCUGCAGUGGUGAGAAGUACAGAGCUGGUUAGCAUCUGCCCUCAGUGCAACCUUCUGCAUAUCAAGGGGCAGACGUCCGGCAUUUCAGUAUGAUAGCACAAGGUGAUUUGUUGCUCUCCAAAGAUCUGGAAGCAAGCUGAACACUGGAGGCAAGGCCCAUCAAUUUCCCUGUUGCUUGGUGACAGGCUGAUGAGCCAGGUCACCCACCUUCCCCAAGGGAUCUUUCUGCAAGAGUCUUCUGCUUCCACAUGUAGAGCCUGUGCCUGACUGAUAGUCUGAGCCCUCCCUGCACCUUCUGGCCUGGAGUUGCUGACCUUGAGGAGCUGGUUCCCAUGCUCUUGGCCUCUGAUGUGGCCAAGGAAGCAUUUGUGUUCAGGAGAAGGAUUUAGGCCAGGUGGGGCUGGGUCACCUUCAGUCCUGGUGAGCUUUACCUCAUGCUGUCUUGUUCUUCUAACUGCUCUCUUCCUGGUGCAGCUGCUCUGAGCCAUGUCCUUGCUGCUGCUCCUUCCUGCACCCGAGUUUUCCUAGCAGUUGUUCUCAGGUUUGAUGCUGUGCAGUGGCUCAGACUUUCUUUGAGCUGACAAGGGUCGGCAGAAUUUGAGGGGCAACCUUUCUGCUGGGCCAGAGCAGCUGAAGCCUUUACUUUUUCAUAGCCCUGAAGCUGUGAUAUGAGCUGUCAGCUCAUGGGCAGUGAAACAGGAGCUGGAGGUGUCACAGUGCUAAUGUCUGCAGCAGUGGUACUGAACCUUGGCUGGCUUUCUGGUAGCAUACAUCACUGCAAUGGGCCUGACCACCAUUCUGAGUGCUAAAAAGCAAACAAUUGAACUUCUCUCCAAUUGCUUAAGAAUAGACUGGCUGUUUCUAUUCGUGCUACUUGGAAGCAUACUUGGAAGGAGAAGGCAGACUUCACAGAGGGCAGAUCUUAAGAGCAAACCCAGGAAUGAAAGAGCAGUAAGCUUGAAGUUGUUCGCUUCAUCUUGUAGGUGCUGUUAAAAUCCUAGUGCUUAUACAAGUCUUCAGUAGGAGCUGUAUUUUGUUUAGAGGCAGUGCCUACAAAGAUUCCCUGGUGUUUUUUGGAUUGCUCUAACUGGAGCAUAGAGACAUUUAGAUCUUUAUCAGUCUGAGAAGCAUAAAGUGCCCUGAUUUGUUAAGCAAAGAACCUGGAUUUGAAAGCAGGCUUCUCUGUAAGGAGCUGUUCUCCUCCAGGCCUUGUAGGUUUUGGGUUAUUUUGGUUUGUUUUUUUUAUUUUUAUUUUAUUUUUAUUUUAUUUUAUUUUUUAGCAUCCUUGCAUCAGGAAGUCACUCAGCUUCUUGUUGCUCCCCUGGUAAUCUGUGCACCUUGCAGCAGAGCAUGGGAACAGGCCUGUGCGUGUAGGUGUGCCCUACUCUUGUAGGAUACUUUAUCCCUGCCUCUUGCCAAGCAGGGAACCUCAUUGGUGCCAUCAGCCACCCUAAGGCAAAGCUGUGCAGAGUUUGGUCUGUUGUGUUCUGCUUUCUCUCAGUUCAAAUGAAUUUCUCUUGUUUGAAUAGGAAUAUGGAAUAGAAAUGGUUCAGUCUUCUUGGCUUCAGCUUAGUUGUUUCGGCUCUGGCUUUAUGCAUUUUUGUCACUGCUGUGAAGCUGGUGUUAGCUCUCCAGGUGAUCGGGGAGUUUCUGAUCUCUCAUGGUGAUGAGAGUGGUUUUCUUUGUUGAUCCAUCCUCUCACAGCAGGUCUGGCUCAGACAGAGCCGUCAAACAAAGCAUGUGGGGACACAGGAGGACAGUAUGGGGAGGACACACUCAGUCUGGCUUUCCUUGUCAUCCGUCUGGCACCUGCAAGCCAGCCAGAUGGGUGUGAUAAAGUACCUGGCCUGAUAUGGGGAAGGAAACAUUUGGGCUGGCUGUGAUUUUCCAGCAGGGGUGAUUGAGGGAAUGUCCAAGGCAGUGUUUAACUGAAGGCAGUCAGAAAUAAGGCUCUUCGUGCUUUGUUGCAGAGCUCAGCAGGCAAAUGUAGAGUGUGUCUCUGUGCAAUAGUGUGGGAAGCAGGACCAGAACAGAGCCUGGCUUGGUGGUUGGAGUAGUUGUGCAGAGAGAGGCAGGUAAGGCAAUUUGAAUAGAGCUUCCCCUUGGUAAAGGUGAGGCAAUGCUGCUGAUCAUGUUCUGGGCCAGGAUCCAGCCCCAGGAUAGUGCUGGUUGAAUUACCCCUCCUCAGCCCCUCUGCUCUAUCCUGGGGAUGCAGAGGCACAGCUGGCAGUUGUCUCACAGCUUGUGCUCUCUGCUUUGCUACCUUCAUGCAGGCUGUUCUUCAUGUCUGUGUGUGUACCUACAACAACAGCUCGGACCCUUUUGAGUAUCCCAGGUGGCACGGAGCAGAAAGCCAAAUGAAUUCCCAUCUUUUUGGUGCCUUUGUGUCGGGCUUUGAAUAAAAGUCCAUUUGAAGAAGCUUUUUUUUCUUUUUCUUUUUUUAUUUUAUUUUUUAAGGAGCUUCUGGGUUGUGGUGUUUUUUGCCCAAGGGACAGUCCCUGUCCAUGUGCUCAGCUGCAGGCUGUCUCACUGUCCCUUGAUCCAGCUCUGGGGGUCAAAGCUGAAUCACAGAACUGUGAGUGAGAAUCUUUGGUUCCAGCCCUCGAAGUCAAUGGGGAAAAAGGCGUAGCAGGGGACAGAAGAACUGGAAGAGCUCUUCCAGAUCUCAUCUGCCCCAGGAAUCACCUGGGGUGGGAUGGGGAGCUUCUAGACAGUCUGGUGCCUGCGUGUCUGCACAGCUCAGAGCAGAGUGAGGUGCAGCUGUGUGCUGGUAGUCCUUUGGUGCUCAAGGCUUCUGACUGCAGAGCUUGGCUGGGCUCCUCCUGCUCCCUGGUCUCACCUGCCGAGGGCUUCCCCUGCCCCAGGGAGCAGAGGCCCAUACGUGUCCCUUGGCCUUCCUUUGCAUUGAAGUGAGGUGGCGACGGCCACCUCUUGGUCUUGGUGUUGGAAGCCUGGCUGAGCAGGCCCUUUGUUGAUGGAAAACAGCAGCAGGAGGGAGAUGACCAGCAGAGCAGCUACAGCCCUCGGUGCGAGCCAGAUUCUGAGCAGCUGCGAAGCACUGAGUGUUUCAGGCUCUGUUUGGUGCUUCAGUGUGGGAGAGAUCUGUCUGCUUCGUGCACUCGUGGUGGGGAGGGAAAUAUCCUUGCUGAGAAUCCAAGGGAAAUGGGAGCUGGGCCAGCACUGAGCUCAUUUACCUACCGGCGUUUCUGCAUCUCUACAACAAAUGCCAAAGUCUAAUACAAUUCAAGGAUGCUUUUUUUUUUUUUUUUUUAAUUUUGUCAGCCUGGUUCCACCAGUCUGUCCUCUCCAGCUGGUCCCACAGUACUCAAUGGCACGGCCACAACACUGGGCUGGAGCUGCUGGGGCUCAGGAACGUGGUUGUGCGCAACAGGCCUCCUGUGCUGCUCCUGCUUCGUGCCGGGCUGGGGCACGUGUGUGUGUUCUGCUUGGUCCCAAUGGGCUUCAUCCCGUGGUGCUGGCACGGGAGAGCUGAUAGCAGGUCCAUGUCUUCCGGGACUCUGGCUUGCUCAGAGUUUAUUGCUGUAUAUUAAAUACUAUUUUUGGAGAUUGGGGGGUAGGUGUGGGAGGGGGAGGGGUGAGGCGGUGCUGUCCCCAGGCUGAGCAGUGGGACUGCUGCAGGUUCUUCGAUAGGUUCUGAUUAUUAUUAUUUUUUUUCCCAAAAAGUGCUUUAUUUAAAAAUACAAAAAUAAAAAAAUAUAUUAAAAAAUAAUAAUAAUAAUAAAUCAACGACAGAAGUGCUUUCCUCCCAUGUAGAAACAGCGCUGGUCGAGUAGAAAAUGGGAAUGAUCUUUUGCAAACGUCAGAGGUCUCUGCUGGAGAGUUUGUGUGAGGGAGGGAUGAAGGCGAGGGGCAAAGUGCAGCGCUGUGCUGGGUGGGUGGGGGUCGGAGGAGGGCGAGCUGUGCCCCCUGCACCCAUCGCAUGGCGGGGGCCGUGCCUGUCGUGCCGCGCUGCUCUGUGCUGCAGCCAGUUUUCAUCUGGAAACCCGAUGGUGACAUGGGAGAGGAAUGUUUCGUGUCUCUGGGGGGCUUUCCUGCAUCGUGCUGCAGCUGCCCCGCUGGCGCUGAGGGUCGCCGUGUUCCCGGGGGUUCUGUGUUACCGCAGCUCGUUUUAGUGGUUGGGCCCUGGGUGAAAAGCACAGAUGUCUGUUUGUGAUCGCGGGGGCUUUGCGGAGUUGAGGGCGGGCUAUCUUAUUUUUGGUACUCGGUAGCUGCUUUAUUUUUGCAUUUCCCCACGGCGUCGGGCGGAGGGGAUGUUCUAAAAUCCACUGCCCGGCGGUUUCGACCGGCAGCGCGCGGAAGGCAAAUAAACGGAAUUCUAUUGUC